AUGGGAGAGUUUGUCCCCAGGGAGGUCGAGAGGCAGGUGGGCGCCUGGCAGGACGAGGCCCGGGAGCAGCUUCGUCGCAUCCUCGAGCGACUUGACCGUUUGGAGGGGCGGCGCUCAGGGCAGUCAGGCCAGCAGCAGCGAGGCAGGACCAGGACUAGGGAGGUUACGGGAGACGGACGCCUGGAGUCCGUCUCUCCUGUCCGUAGCCGCACUCCGCAGGGCCGACAGGGCAGCCGCUCACAGCCUACUCAGGGAGCGGGUGCACAGACUGCAGGGUCCCUCGUACCUUCCCUUUUCUGGCGCACCUGCGCAGCAGCAGUUCUACCAGCAGCCUUUUUUGGGGCCUUCUUUCCAGCAGCAGCAGUUUGGAGCACCCCUCCGGCAGCAGCAGUUUGGAGCACCUCCUCCGACCCCCCCACAGCCCCCCCUGCCACAGCAGCCUCCACAGGGUCAGGGGGAGCAGCAGGGGCAGGCGAGGCAGUAGAGGGAGUCGUGGGGGAGGAGGUCGGUCUUAGGAGGAGGAGUAGGCCACGUAGGAGGCUGGAGGAGAGUGACACCGACCGUCUUUUGAGACUGUUUGCUAGGCGCUCUGUGCAGGAGGUGGCGGACAAGCUAACUAACGUGGCUGUCCACAACCUUUCGCGCAGGCAGUUGUCAGAGGAUGAGCUUGCAGGCCUCGCCCUUGGCCUCAAGUUCAUCCCGACACCACCCUCCUUAGACCAGGAGCAGCUGAGACAGGCGGUGGAGCAGUUUCAGAGGAGGGUCAGGCUGGCUUGGCAGUUCCGGGACAGUCGCAGACCAGUACCCAGGUUCAGAGUCCCACGUCCCAGCUGGCAGCCGAGUUCGGGACCAGAGGAGGUUGAGGAGUACCUGGCCGGGGUAGCUGACAGGGUAGAGGGUUUGUCGGAGCUGAUAGGGGGGCCAGCGCGGCCCAACGUGAGCAGGAGGGUGUUGGGCGCGCUGCAGAGGUUGAGUCGGGACCGGUCUAUAGUUAUUAAACCGGCCGACAAAAACCUUGGGAUUGCGGUGUUAGACAGGGAGUGGUACGAGGGGGAGGCGCUGAGGCAGCUGGGGGACAGGGCGGUUUACGAGCCGGUGGCUAUGGUGCCGUUGCAGGGACUUUGGGGGCAGUUGUGUCGGUGGGCAGAGCAGGCACGCUUGGCAGGGUUGCCGUCGCAGGUGUUAGACUUUAUCCUGCAGCCGCGCACUCCGUGUUUGGAGCGGGCUACCAGGGCUUGGGAGCGGUUUCGGGUGUGCAGAUUCUACUUGCUACCGAAGCUGCACAAGACUCCAGUAGCCGGCAGGCCUAUCUGCUCGUCCACGCUCUGGGUUUUUGAGCAUGCAUCGGCAGUCUUAGACCACUACCUCCGCCCUUUACUACGGUUUUCACCCUCGCACCUUCCAGACUCACUUGCACUUUUGCACCAGCUAGAGGACCUUCGUGUGCCAGCAGAGGCUCUCUUCUUGACCUACGACGUUGAGAGCCUCUACCCGUCGAUCCCUAUCGACGCAGGUAUCAGCUGCAUCGAGAGGUGGUUGCUUCGGUGGGCAGCACAGGAGAGGAUUUCAGGGGGGGUAGCAGACACACUGGUGCAGCUGUUGGGGUUGGUCAUGAGGCAGAACCACCUCGAGUUUGGUGGUCGUUUUUGGCGGCAGGUUCGGGGGACUGCUAUGGGCACGCCUGUAGCAGUGAUCUACGCGGUUCUGUUCAUGGCUUGGUUAGACGAGAGGUUGCUAGAGACAGAGCCCGAGUUGUCGCAGCACGUCCUUCUCCACCGCAGGUUCAUAGACGACGGGGUGGUGGUUUGGACGGGGACACGGGAGCGGCUGCUGGAGUGGGUGGGGGCGUUUGGUGGGUUGGAGCAGACUAUUCGACUGACCCACGAGAUCUCCACCUCACAGUUCACCUUGCUGGAUAUCACGUUCAGCAAGGGAGAGCUCUGGCAGACGACGGCUAUCUUGGACACCACGACCUUCCAGAAGCCGCUCAACGUGUACCAGUACUUUCCUUUCUCCUCCGCGCACCCCUCUCACUGCAAGAGGGGCUUCAUCUUGGGUGAGCUGCAGCGGUACAUUCUGAGGGAGUCCAGUUCUCGAGGGUUUAGGAGUAUCAGGUCGGCCUUCUACGCUCGGCUGCGGGCGCGGAGGUACCCAGACACUUUCUUGCAGCCGAUCUUCAGCAGCAUCUCCUACGCACGACGCCCGGAGCUUCUUGCCAGGUCACGGGCUCGGGGGGAGGGGGAACAGGAGGCGCAGCAGCGGGUUCUCCCUCUUGUUCUCGACUUCCACCCGAGUGUGCAGCAGGUCCGCUGGGGUAGGUUGCUGGCCUUCCCUCCAGAGGCACCAGCGUUUGAGCAGCUUUCUCACUACAGGGCACCUUUCGUGUCCUACAGGGCACCUCCGUCGCUCCGACAGCUACUCGUGCGAGCGUCGUUCAGGUGA
Closterium sp. NIES-65 is the source of this 2442-nucleotide messenger RNA. Lineage: Eukaryota; Viridiplantae; Streptophyta; Zygnematophyceae; Desmidiales; Closteriaceae. The record is from the annotation of a GenBank genome assembly.